Molecule: messenger RNA, 1285 nt
Organism: Prunus mume (Japanese apricot)
Lineage: Eukaryota; Viridiplantae; Streptophyta; Magnoliopsida; Rosales; Rosaceae
Source: RefSeq, a predicted model, not a curated record
GACAUUCUGGAUUUUUCUCUCUGGAUUUUUCUCUUUCACUCUCUCUCAGACGUUCGUCUCAUUUCCUUCUAUCUGAAGGAUAAACACAACCAAUAUGCAGAGUGAAAGAGACAUUAGAGAUGGGGUUUCUCGGUCACGUGACUUGUUAGAUAGUUUUCAGGGCUUUGGGUCCCGUAGAAGUAUGUUUCCUAGCCUCUUUGGUGGAAGGGAUCCAUUUGACGAUCCCUUCUUCAGUCGCCCGCUUGGUAGCAUGUUCGAAUCUAGCAUUUUUGGUCCUAGAGCCGCUUCUAGUGGUACACCGCAGGGCGGUAGAGCCAAUGAAUUAUUAGUAGAAGAACUGAAUUCUGAGGAUGAGGAAGGGGAAGAUAAAGUUACUGAGGAUGGGAGAGAUAAUUGUGGAAAGCAAUAUGUUUCAAGCAAAGAACCAACUAUUGAGCAUCCGGAUGAUGUUGUGGAUGAUAGGAAAAGCAAGGAUGUGACUUGUAGAAAUGACCGCAACAAGGUGGAAGGUGAACAGUCCCAGGGUCGUAGUUUCUCUGCCCAGACUUGCAGAGUCACAUAUGGUGGUGUAGAUGGAGCAUAUUACACUUCUACAAGAACCAGAAGGGCAGGCGGUGAUGGUGUGGUGCUUGAGGAGAGCAAAGAAGCAGAUAGAACAACUGGUCAAGCAACACACAGAAUCUCGAGAGGACUUCAUGAUAAGGGUCAUUCUGUUACAAGGAAGCUAAAGUCAGAUGGAAAGGUGGAUAUGUUGCAAACUUUACACAAUUUGAAUGAAGAUGAGCUUCCUGGCUUUGAAGAAGCAUGGACCGGUAAUGUUAAAGGACACUUACCUGGUUGGAGAGGUGAAUUUAAUAUGCAUGGUAAUGCUGGUUCAGGUAGCAGACAACAGAAGGGAAAUGCAAUUUGGGGAGCUGGGCUGCUUCCAUCUGCAGGGCAAGCGCAAAGCGUCAGAGGAAAUGGAUCAGACAAUGCAACCAGAGCUACCUCUGAUGGGAGAACCAAAAGGGUUGUUAGAAUCAACAUAGACUAAGGCCGGAUACUUGUCCACACAUAAAUUGGAGACAAAAAGAUGGAAAAUAGUAAUUAACAUGCUCUUCCCAUGUGUUUCAUCUGGAAUUCAAGUCGUUUCGAGUAAUUUUUGGGCUGUUCAUUCUUCAUCGGGGAGUCAAUAGUGUUUGUAAGUCGAUGUGUAACAAGAAAAUUAGGGGAUGUAGGUUGGUUUUGGUUGUUUGAGUAGCUUAUUGCUGUCCAAUAAUUAUUAAUUUUAACAUCUUUACUUAAA